AUGGCUGACCGGAAACCCGAACAAAACAGUGGUUUCGACAAACCCAACAAGCUUGCCAUAACCGAGUUUGAUCCACCAAAGCCACCGAAGAGAAACAAGUAUGCUUUUGCUUGUGCCAUGUUAGCUUCCAUGACUUCCGUCUUGCUUGGUUACGACAUUGGUGUGAUGAGUGGGGUGCAAAUCUACAUCAAGAGGGAUCUGGAUUGUAGCGAUACUCAAAUCGAGAUCCUCGUCGGUAUUCUGAACCUCUACUCCUUGGUCGGCUCUGCCGCCGCCGGAAAAACUUCCGACUGGAUUGGUCGUCGGUACACCAUCGUCUUUGCCGGAGCUAUCUUCUUCGUCGGAGCAAUCUUGAUGGGAUUCGCUACUAACUAUGCGUUUCUCAUGGUCGGUCGGUUUGUCGCCGGUAUCGGCGUUGGAUACGCCCUUAUGAUAGCGCCGGUUUAUACUGCCGAGGUUUCACCGGCGUCUGCACGUGGCUUUCUCACGUCCUUCCCUGAAGUCUUCAUUAAUGCUGGAAUAUUGCUCGGGUAUGUAUCGAAUUUUGCGUUCUCGAAGCUUCCACUUCACUUGGGAUGGCGAUUAAUGUUAGGAAUCGGAGCCGUCCCUUCGAUAUUCCUGGCUUUGGGUGUACUAGGCAUGCCCGAGUCGCCUCGUUGGCUCGUCACACAAGGUCGACUCGGGGAUGCCAAAAUCGUACUGGAUAAGACCUCUGAUUCCUUGGAAGAGUCCAAACUUCGACUAGCGGACAUCAAGGAAGCCGCGGGCAUACCUGAAGAUUGCAACGACGACGUCGUCCAAGUACCAAAGCGCAACCACGGUGAAGGGAUAUGGAGGGAAUUGCUCGUCCAUCCCACGCCCACCGUCCGCCACAUCUUGAUCGCGGCUGUCGGGAUCCAUUUCUUCCAACAAGCAAGUGGAAUAGACGCCGUUGUGUUAUACAGUCCGAAAAUCUUCGAGAAGGCAGGGAUCGUCAAGGACACACCAAAACUACUCGCGACCAUAGCCGUCGGAUUCGUGAAGACCAUAUUCAUCCUAGUCGCAACGUUUUUCCUCGACAAGGUCGGACGCCGGCCGCUCUUGUUAUCAAGUGUGGCCGGCAUGAUCGUAUCUCUAAUGGGACUCGGCGUCGGACUAACCGUCGUCGACCAUUACGACCACAAAAUAAGCUGGGCCAUCGCGUUCAGUAUCGCGAUGACCCUGUCGUAUGUGGCGUUCUUUUCGAUCGGGAUGGGCCCGAUCACGUGGGUGUACAGCUCGGAGAUAUUCCCGUUGAGGCUGCGGGCCCAAGGGUGUAGCAUGGGGGUGGCGAUGAACAGGGUGGUGAGUGGGGUGAUAUCGAUGUCAUUCUUGUCCCUGUCGAAAGGGAUAACGUUUGGUGGCGCCUUCUUUCUGUUUACAGGGAUUGCAAUGGUGGCCUUCGUCUUCUUCUUUACGCUGUUCCCUGAAACACAGGGUAGAAACCUUGAAGAAGUGGAGCAGUUGUUUGGGACGUUUUUUAGGUGGAGGACAACGUCUGCGGAAUUGAAAAGGAAAAAGGAGCUUCAGAUGGAAAACAGUAAUAAAGCCCAAACAUAAGUAUUAGGGUUUGGAUAUAUAUAUACAUUGCAACCCAUCACAUUUAUACAACCAAUGUAAUCCGAUCAAUUUGAGAUGUUUAUGGAAACAAUCAAAACUUCUAUGGAAUCAUAUAUUCGUCAAGUUAAAUGAAGGGUUGAGAUUGAGUUGUAUUGGUUGUACAAAUGUAAAAGGUUACAUAAUAACUUAACGAUAUCUAUAUAUGUAUGUAUGUGUGUGUGAGAUCAUUGGAGGAUAUUUCUGUCAAUUCAGUUUAGAGAAAAUUUACAAGAAGAUAUAUGGUAUGAAACCAGAAUGGUUUAUGUU
Cynara cardunculus var. scolymus (artichoke) is the source of this 1884-nucleotide messenger RNA. RefSeq names its product polyol transporter 5-like. Gene Ontology annotation, molecular function: carbohydrate:proton symporter activity. The record is from RefSeq and is a predicted model, not a curated record. Gene Ontology annotation, biological process: transmembrane transport. The coding region runs from base 1 to 1578 and encodes 525 amino acids. The transcript has 3 exons. Lineage: Eukaryota; Viridiplantae; Streptophyta; Magnoliopsida; Asterales; Asteraceae. Gene Ontology annotation, cellular component: membrane.